AUGUAUUGGCCAUGCAGUGUGCCUCAAGUUUCCGCAUAUCACGGUCCCCGACCAGGGAUAGAAGUCACCAGUGCCGGAAAGGGGGCCAUCCGCGUCAACGAGACUCAAGGUGCUCCUGACAACACCGGAAGCAAUGGCGAUGGCGAUGGCGAUGGCGAUGGCGAUGCCGAUGGACCGGCCAAUGUGAUCCUCGAUCUGCAGACCGCGCGCAACGACCAUCUGUUCGCGACCAUCACUGCCUCCAGGCUGGAUCUCUGGUGCACUCGGCCUGUUGUUCUGCUUGCCUCGCUGUCUAGAUCACCAAAGUCUCUCGAGAGCUAUGGCGACAAUGUGUCUGUGGUGUUCAAACCAGACUCAAGUACUAUUGUGCUGCGAACCACCGAAAGCUACUUGAUCGUGUACUCGGUGGAAAGUGAUCAAACCGCACGAGCCCUUCAACAGCAAUACGGAUACAGCCAGGCGAAACGGCAAAACCUGAUGCGGAGCUUUGGAGUGGAUGACACAGUGGGGAUCAGUGAAGUUCUCCUCCGAUUCCGACGCGCCAUCAAGAUCGACGCGGGCAUCAACUCGGUCGUCGCCCUGGAUUCAGAGCUGGUCGUCGCCACCACGAAGCCUGCCGCUGUGCAGUGCAUCAGAUGGGACCCAUCCAAAGACGGCUCCCACGCGGUGGCACAGCUACUAAGUAAGAUGGAUUGGAACAACCAGAAAUCGGCCAUAUCAACCAUGGUGCACGAUCGGGCAAUGAAUCUCUCGGUCUGGCUGUCACAGGACGGACAUGCUUACGCAGUACAGCGGAUCAGACCUCAAUUGGCCAGGUCGGUGUCUUCGGAUGACUCUGUUCCGUCGUCGAGAUCUUCUACCACUGCCGCAACGAGACUGUUCGAUGGCUACUGCUUCCACAAGCCAGACACGCUCGGGGAAGCUAGACUGACGAGUAUUAAUGCACGCUUUUCACUCAUUGCCAUCGCAACCUCUGCCGGAGAGAUAGUGUGUUAUGCCGCGAAAGACUAUGUGGGAAAUAUUCCGUUAUCCCACACCUUCAAACCGCCCACUUCGCCGUCUUCUCGAGGCGCAGUGACGUGCCUCACUUGGUCCCCCGACGGGCACUGUCUUUUCGCCGGCUACGAACAUGGGUGGUCGAUGUGGUCAGUCUUCGGAAAGGAAGGGGCCUCGACGUUCCACAUGAACGUGUCCCAUGCCGAGUCGAACAAUGAAAAAUGGCUGCUGGCGGUCCAUCGGGCGCGUUGGAUAAGCGGCGGGGCCGAAAUCCUCAUCACAUCGCCAGGUGAAGACAGGAUAUGGAAGCUGGAGAUGUCGCGAAGUGCAGCCGUGGGCUGUUUCUCAUGCGCCAACCUCGUUCGCGCCCUUCUCCAGACUCCCACCGAACUGACGGUUUAUCGUGGCCACGAACUCCCCGAUCUGACAUCCAUAUCCAAUGAGGCGUCACUGUGGCACCACGCGCAAUAUCCGUCUAUCUAUCUCCAUAACCAGUGGCCCGUCAAAUCGUGUGUGGUCUCUCAGGAUGGCAGAUAUGUCGCCAUUGCUGGCCGCCGCGGUCUCGCCCAUUACAGCCUCCAGAGCGGACGAUGGAAGACGUUCUCCGACCUCGCGGUGGAGAAUUCAUUCGCGGUCCGUGGAGGCAUGUGUUGGUUCAACCACAUUCUCGCCGCCGCCACCGAGAAUGCCGCCGGCUAUGAUUUGCGACUCUACUCUCGCGAACUCGAACUAGGUCGCUUUCCCCUCCAUACCGAGGCCUUUUCCAUGCCGAUCGUGUUUGUUGGCCCGUCAGGCGAAGAUUCGCUGCUGGUGUAUACAUACGAAAACAUCCUGUAUCACUACAUCCUGAACAUUACCCCGCGAGGUGCACAGCUUGUGCAAGUAGGCCAGAUCGCCUUCCACGGCAUCGUUCGCGCCCCGAGUCGAGUGCGAUCCGUGAGUUGGGUCCUACCAGACUCUCAACUCCGAAGCGGCGACCCUUCUCGCGAUGUGGAGUAUGCGUCUGUGCUGUUUCUGGUCGACGACAAACUGGUACUGCUGCAGUCGACGCGGAACGAGCAGGACGAGCUGAAGUACGACAUGCGGGUCAUUGCCCAGCAUGUCGAGUACUACAUCCUCAUGCGCGACCAGAUCUACUUCAACUUCACCGGGCCUGAAGAAUCUGCACCUCCCACUCCGUCGCCGGGAUCGGCGUUCACCAUGCGCAGCCAACACCAAUACUCAUUGCGCGAUUCGCUGUGGAUCUUCAGCGGCGAUGAACUGCGUCUUUGGCCCGAUGUGCGCGAUCUGUUCAACCACGCUGCUGAAGGCGACCUGAGCACGUCGCCGCUACUUUCCAUGUCCGUCGACUUCUACCCGUUGUCGAUCCUCCUCACCAAAGGCGUCGUGCUCGGGAUCGAAUCGGAGCUGCUCCAACGACGAGACGUCAAUUUCGCCCAGUUCCGGUCGGGGAUCCGCACUCAGCUCUUCCUGCCCUACAUCCUGCAACAUCAACUAUGCGAGGCCAAAGACACGGCCGCGGCAUUUGGGCUGGCGAAUCAGUACCAGCACCUGUCGUACUUCCCGCACGCGUUGGAAAUACUGCUGCACCAUGUGCUCGACGACGAAGUCGAUCGGACGAGAAAAGCCAAGCUGCAUGAGGAUGACGACGACAGCGGCGACGGUGAGCCUACUCCUGGCCCAUUGCCUGCCGUCCUGUCGUUCCUGCAGUUGGUGCUUCCGCCUACGACGUACCUGUCGACGGUGGUACAAUGCAUCCGCAAGACGGAAUUGAGUUCGUGGAGGACGCUGUUUGUGCACCUGCCGCCGCCACUGGGGCUGUUUGAGCAGGCGCUCGAACUCGAAGAUCUCAAGACAGCCACGGGCUUCCUGAUCGUGCUGCAGGGCCUAGAGGAGGACGACGAGUCGGACACAUACGACGCGCGCAAGUUCGAGGGCCACGUGGUCCGGUUGAUGAAGCUGGCGCGUCAGAAGUCCGACUUCGAGCUGUGUUCCGAACUGGCCCGCUUCAUGAUGGGCAUUGAUCCGCGAGGAGACGCCCUGCGUCGCGUCAUAGUCGGUGUUGGCUUCGGCGGCAAGCCCAUCACCCAUCUGCACCCGCAUCGAAGCGUCUUAGGCCCGAGCCCGGGCUUGUUGAACACGGCCUUGACGCAGAAUAGACGGCUAGAAUCAAGCCCUGAGGGAGGAGGCUCGACCCCGAGCUCCUUGUCCGGCGGAGAUUACUUUUCCUCGUCGCCCGGCGGGGGUUGA
Capronia epimyces CBS 606.96 is the source of this 3246-nucleotide messenger RNA. RefSeq lists its product as uncharacterized. The record is from RefSeq and is a predicted model, not a curated record. Lineage: Eukaryota; Fungi; Ascomycota; Eurotiomycetes; Chaetothyriales; Herpotrichiellaceae. The coding region runs from base 1 to 3246 and encodes 1081 amino acids. Gene Ontology annotation, cellular component: cytosol; Golgi membrane; Ric1-Rgp1 guanyl-nucleotide exchange factor complex. Gene Ontology annotation, biological process: intracellular protein transport; retrograde transport, endosome to Golgi. The transcript has a single exon. Gene Ontology annotation, molecular function: protein binding.